This is a messenger RNA of Bipolaris sorokiniana ND90Pr, 1209 nucleotides long. Its product is annotated as carbohydrate-binding module family 1 protein. The record is from RefSeq and is a predicted model, not a curated record. The transcript is spliced from 4 exons. Gene Ontology annotation, cellular component: extracellular region; NatA complex. Bases 1 to 1209 code for a protein of 402 amino acids. Gene Ontology annotation, biological process: carbohydrate metabolic process; mitotic sister chromatid cohesion. NCBI's taxonomy places the organism in Eukaryota, Fungi, Ascomycota, Dothideomycetes, Pleosporales, Pleosporaceae. Gene Ontology annotation, molecular function: cellulose binding; acyltransferase activity, transferring groups other than amino-acyl groups.
AUGCAGUCUUCGCUGACCAGCUGGCUGAAAAAGUCCAGCUCCGAAAAGCAGCCCCAGCAGCCUCCGAAUGUGCCUCUAGUCAUACCGCCAAAGACCAGCCGUCCACCCCCUCCCCCAAAGUCGGCCUCUGCUCCAACCAGCGCGCCCCUUACCACCACACCGACGCCUUCUGCUAUGGAGAACUGGAAUGACAUCCCCGAUGACUUCCUGCAAGCACCUUCGCGACCCAAGUCGAAGAAGAGCCCUCGCUCAUCUCGCGCCGUCACUCCUGUUGCUUCGACAGUACCCUCCCCUAAUAUUCUCCCAGUCCAGCAGCCCCCCAAACCACCGCUUUUCGCCCUUCGUCCUCUGCCACCCAACGUCCAACUCGUACCACUCACCGAAGAUCUCAUGCCAGCAUUCAAGCGCCUAAACACCCUUACCCUGCCGAUAUCGUACCCAGAGUCCUUUUACAAGGAGACUAUGACGGAGCCGCACCACGGCAUCACACUCGUGGCAGUAUGGCACUCGCGUCCUGCAGGUGAAGCUAGUGAGCCUUCAGCAGAGCAGUCGCACCUCGUUGGCGCUGUGCGGUGUCGGCUUCUUCCCUCUUCGCAACUAUACAUCUCUACUUUGGGCGUACUCGCUCCCUAUCGUUCCCACGGCAUUGCUAUGCACCUGCUACAAGCCAUCGUGAAAAAAGCCGUCGACCUUCAUAGCGUGCGCUCCGUCACAGCGCACGUAUGGGAGGCAAAUGAGGAGGGCAUGGAAUGGUACAAGAAGCGGAGUUUCGAUAUCGUGGGCAAAGAGGAGGGAUACUACAGGAAGCUUAGACCGCAAGGCGCACUCCUUACCUACAUCAUAACAUGUAUUGGAGGGCGCUGCAGCGACAAUAUCAGUCGACCAACAUCUGAGCCACCAAAGCCAACGUCGAGCAAAGUCACAACGACAACCAAAGUGACGACAACAAGCAAGAAGCCUGAACCGACUCCUACCCCGUCAAAGACUACAAUCAAAACAAGCACAAAGACUGUAGUCCCACCAACCAAGACUACUACCGAGGAAGUCGGCCCAAGUAGCACUAGAUGCCCCGUGCCUCUCUACUACAAGUGUGGAGGUUGGCACGACGGCAAGCCCUGGACAGGCUGCACCCAGUGCGUAAAGGGAGCAAAAUGUGUGGAGCAAAACGAAUGGUACUUCCAGUGCGUUGCGGACACUAGUGUUGAAUGA